Molecule: messenger RNA, 3523 nt
Organism: Pogona vitticeps (central bearded dragon)
Lineage: Eukaryota; Metazoa; Chordata; Lepidosauria; Squamata; Agamidae
Source: RefSeq, a predicted model, not a curated record
CUGUCCCUCCAUGCCCUUCCUCUUUCCAUUUAUAGCACAACCCAAGCGUUCCCGGGUCUCAGGGGCAGCUGGUUUGGCUGCUCAACUGACCCUCAUCCACCCGCCCACCGCCUCCCGCCCGAGAGCCUCAUCCUGCCAGCCCUAAGCCUCCCCUCCUCUCUUGAGCUCCUGAGAGCUCUGGCGGGUGCUGGUGGCCGCUCAAUGUAGGCGCCCACCUCGCGGAGGAGAGUCAGAGCUGCUGCUGCUGCUGCUGUUGCCGCCGCAGCACUUACUGGCAAGGCAUAAAGUUUAUUUGACUUUAUUUUUUUAAAAAGAGAGAGAGAGAAGAAAGAAAGUGACGUAAAAAAAUCUUAAAGAGCUCUUUGGCAGCAGAUUAUCUGGGAAAUCGGACCAUGUGAGAAGGGUGUACAAAAAGGUCCCCCUCUUCUGAUGGGCGGCCCAAAGUCUGCCAAGCCAAUGUAGGGCUGCAGCGGGAGAGCCCUGGAUGAAGCCGGGUCCCUCGGAGACCAUCACAACAUCAGCUGCCUCUUUCUCGAAGCCGACGGCUUGAACCCAGAGCCGAGCUGUUGGGAAACCCUGGGGAAAGCAUCUACGGCUGGACGGCGCUUCUAGUGGGACGUUACCUGCCAAUGGACAGGAGCGCUGCCUUUUAAACGGCUGGGAUGGAGAAGUCAGGCCCCGACCAUGAGACCCAACCUCUCACGUUUCCAAGGGAGACUUCGGAAUGCAAAGAAGAGGGUGACUGCGCGGAUAACGGACUCCUGGCCAAGAGCACCACGCCGAGGUUGGAACUGGCAGAGGACACGAAUAAAGCCUGCCCCAGUUCUGGGGACAAAGGGGCAACCAGCCCCAUCUCCAACGGGUUUUCGGGGGCACAGAGCCCAAGCCCUUGCCAGGCCACCGGGGGCAGCGAGGGGACCCCUUCCGCCACUCCGGCACCCAUGACCACCACCACCACCUCCAUCUUGUGUGUGGUGGAUACUCAGCAACAGCUGAUGGGCGAGAGGGAGACCUGGAGCAAGAAAGUGGACUUUCUCCUCUCUGUCAUUGGGUAUGCGGUAGACCUGGGCAACGUCUGGCGCUUUCCAUACAUCUGCUACCAAAAUGGAGGAGGGGCUUUCCUCCUCCCCUACACCAUCAUGGCUGUCUUUGGGGGGAUUCCUCUCUUCUACAUGGAGCUGGCGCUGGGACAGUAUCACCGAAAUGGAUGCAUCUCCGUAUGGAGGAAAAUCUGCCCCAUCUUCAAAGGCAUUGGCUACGCCAUCUGCAUCAUUGCGUUCUACAUCGCCUCUUACUACAACACCAUCAUGGCCUGGGCCCUGUACUACCUCGUCUCCUCCUUCACCGAUGAGCUGCCCUGGACCAGCUGCGCCAACCCCUGGAACACCAACAACUGCACCAACUACUUCUCCAACCAGAGCACCGUCUGGACCUCCAACUCCACCUCCCCAGCAGAAGAAUUUUAUACCCGCCACAUUCUCCAAGUGCACCGAGCCAGAGGACUGGAUGACCUGGGUGGAAUCAGCUGGCAGCUCACCCUCUGCUUGCUGUUUAUCUUCACCAUUGUGUACUUCAGCAUCUGGAAAGGGGUCAAGACAUCUGGAAAGGUUGUGUGGGUGACGGCCACCUUCCCGUACGUCAUCCUCUUCAUCCUCUUAAUACGGGGCGCCACCUUGCCCGGGGCCUGGAGAGGGGUGAUCUACUACCUGAAACCGGACUGGCCGAAACUUCUUGCCACGGAGGUGUGGGUGGACGCUGCCGCUCAGAUCUUCUUCUCUCUUGGCCCCGGGUUCGGAGUCCUUCUGGCCUUCGCGAGUUACAACAAGUUUCAUAACAACUGCUUCAAGGAUGCUCUGGUCACCAGUGCUGUGAACUGCAUGACCAGCUUCGUCUCCGGAUUCGUCAUCUUUACUGUGCUCGGCUACAUGGCUGAGAUGCGGAAACAAGAUGUAUCGGAAGUCGCCAAAGACACGGGACCCAGCCUUCUCUUCAUCACCUAUGCAGAGGCGAUCGCAAACAUGCCCGCUUCAACUUUCUUUGCCAUCAUCUUCUUCCUAAUGCUGAUCACCCUGGGGUUAGACAGCACGUUUGCAGGCCUAGAAGGGGUGGUAACCGCCGUUAUCGACGAAUUCCCACACGUCUGGAGCAAGCGCCGGGAGCUGUUUGUGCUGGGCUUCAUGGUGACUUGCUUCAUGGGCGCACUCUCGACAUUGACCUUUGGUGGUGCAUACGUGGUGAAGCUAUUUGAAGAAUAUGCUACGGGCCCGAGUCUGAUCGCGGUGGUGUUUAUCGAAUCCAUCGCAGUGGCAUGGUUCUACGGCGUCUCCCAGUUUUGCAACGAUGUGAAAGAGAUGCUUGGAUUCAGCCCUGGAUGGUUCUGGAGAAUCUGUUGGGUAGCCAUCAGCCCUGUCUUCCUCCUGUUCAUCAUCUGCAGCUUCCUAUCCAGCCCUCCAGCCCUCCGCCUCUUUGAUUACGACUAUCCGUACUGGACCAUGGUACUGGGUUACUGCAUCGGGACAUCGUCCUUCAUCUGCAUUCCCGCCUACAUGGUGUACCGGUUGGCAAGUACGCCAGGAACAUUUAAAGAGCGCAUCCUAAAAAGCAUUACACCAGAAACGGCCACAGAGAUCCCUUUCGGCGACAUCCGUAUGAACGCUGUGUAAGCGGCCAUUCUAACUCUGAUGGAAGUACAGAGAGAUGAGGGAAAGGUAGCUGUUGGCUCUUCAACUCUCUCUGCUUUAAGCUCUUUUCCAAAGAACUGAAUUUCAACCGAGACGUGCAUUCACUGCAUCAGAGGCAACAAAAGAUUUGGCCUCUCACUAUUUCCAUGGAAGGAUGGCCGCACACUCCAGCUCCAGACUCUUUUUGAGUCCUCGUCAUUUUUGAAACAUGAAGGUGUAGGAAGGCUAACAAGGACCCAUGACUCCAUGCUGUCCGCGUGGGGCCCUCUGAAUGGUUUUCUUGGGCCUCUGUCAGGCAAUUUUACAGAGAAUUAUAUUCAGUUCCAUCUGUCUGCACCAAACCAUCUGCUUAACCUUCUCAAUAUAACAUCGAUGUACAGUAUUUGCUCAUCAGAAUCUUAACAAUUAGCAGGCAACGGCCAAAACCAACCAACAGGCACCUUCUCAACUAGAAGCAGGACAGGCUUAAUCACAUAACAGGGCAUGUCUGAUUACCCUCAUCAUGGCUUCACAGCUGCGUACGUUGCAAAACUGGCUUCCAUUUGGCUGGUGACUGGUCACCAGGAAGACAAAAAGGGGCUCUCUUUGCAUUUUGGUUUUAAAAAACAUGGCAGCUUUGAGGAUGCUGUUCUGGAAGUAUAAACAGAUGUUAUCACCUGUAAAUGUGAAUCUGCCCAGCUGUCUGGUUUUAUUUUUUGCCCUAAAUUACAGUAACUAUUCAACAUGCCUUGCCAGCUGUAUCUUACUUAAAUAGUAGUGUUUCAAUGCCUGAUAGCCGUUUAAAGAGCGAUGUUGCCAAAAUCUCCAUAUAGACGUGUCGAAUUUCUACAAUGCUACAGCGC